AGGAAGGGCCGGCACGGCGCCGGGACAACGCAGGCGCGGGCGGCGGUGGCGGCGGCGUCGCGGUGCGGGCGGCCCAUGGCCGUGGGCGGCGGGCCACGAUGACCGACUACAGCGAGGAGCAGCGCAACGAGCUGGAGGCGCUGGAGUCCAUCUACCCGGACUCGUUCACGGUAUUGUCAGAGAAGCCAACAACUUUCACAAUCACUGUGACAUCUGAAGCUGGAGAAAAUGAUGAAACUGUCCAAACAACCCUUAAAUUUACCUAUAGAGAAAAAUACCCUGAUGAAACUCCACUAUAUGAAAUUGUCUCACGAGAGAAUCUUGAUGAUAAUGAUGCCAUGGACAUAAUAAAACUGCUAGAGCAGCAGGCAGAAGAAAAUUUAGGAAUGGUGAUGAUCUUCACUCUAGUCUCAGCAGUACAGGAGAAAUUAAAUGAAAUAGUGGAUCAAAUAAAAACACGAAGAGAAGAAGAGAAGAAACAGAAAGAAAGAGAAGCAGAGGAAGAAGAGAAGCAACGUUUUCAUGGCACUCCUGUUACCAUUGAGAAUUUCCUUAAUUGGAAAGCCAAAUUUGAUGCAGAGCUUCUAGAAAUAAAAAGGAAAAAAAUGAAAGAAGAAGAACAAGCGGGCAAAAAUAAGCUAAGUGGUAAACAGCUGUUUGAAAUGGAUCACAACCUCGACACCUCUGACAUCCAGUUCUUGGAGGAAGCUGGAAACAAUGUGGAGGUUGAUGAAUCUUUAUUCCAAGAAAUGGAUGAUUUAGAGUUGGAGGAUGAAGAGGAUGACCCUGACUACAACCCUGUUAAUUUAGAUAGUGAUUAGACUUACUUGAACUGAUUCUGUCAUCAAUAUGGACAUAUGUAAGAAGAGAGGGGCAGGCAAACUGAUUCUGUCAUCAAUAUGGACAUAUGUAAGAAGAGAGGGGCAGGCAGGAAAGCCACAGCAUCUGUGGUUUAAUAAUGUGUAUUGCUUUUCUUUUUUCUUUAUUUUUUUCCCAAAGAAAAAAAACAACAUAUUUUAAAUCCAGGAGACUGGUCUUCUGAUGACUUUCACUAUAAAUAAAUUUACUUUAAUAUUUCAGAUGAAAAAUUUGAGAAAUAUUGAUCUGUCUGAAAAUGCUUUUCUAUUUUCUCUAAUUUUUUUCUCCCUACUUCUGUAAUUGUCCUUGGAAGAGAUGUGGCAACAUGCACGAUGGAAAAAUGUUACAGCAAGCACUAAACACACCUGCAUCUGAAUGCUGAGCAGCUUUUCUGCUGUCUUCCACCUGGGAUAAACAUGGGCAGCUUUGGUGAAUAAAAGGGAUCACAUACUAUGCAGUUACUUUUUUUUUUGUUUGUUUCUUUUUCCUGUGGAAUUUUUUAAUAAUUCGAGUCAGUUCUGGUGCCCCAAUUUAUCAGCUGUAGAUAGACAGCACUAGUCACCUUUGUUGUAUAGCCUUAUUAAAGUCUAGUGGAAACCAUUUCAUAAAAUUACAAUGAAAUUUUUUGCCAUAGUCAUGAAUAAUAUUUUCAAAAUUGUGAGUUCAGGUCAGUAGGGGAAAAAAAUCAGAAUGUGAAGCCUCUUGAAGUUUGGUUGGUUUGUUCAGAGAGGAUUUGGGUUUUUUUGAAUGUGUGCCUCAAUGAACUUCUAUGAAAAAUCAAAACUCACCUUAGAAGAUUAGUUUGUUUUUGGGAACAGACUGUAUUGAAACACUAUGAGUGGAGUGCACAUUACAGCAGCAGGGUUUAGAGAAGUGCUCCAUAGGUUUGAAUGUAACUGCUGUAGUUUUAGAAGCAUCGUGUUGGCAGCCUGUAAAGGUUAGCACAGAAUGCAGUAAAGCUACACAUCAACCUGGGGAUGUUGCCCAUCCUUCAGAGCUGUUUCUGGAGCUAACAGCUGCUAGACUCCUCCCUUGUCACCUCCAAAAAGCCCAAACACUGCAAGAAUUGCAGUGUUUAAACAUGCUGUGUUUGAAACUGCAGCACUAGAAGGAUGGUGUCAAAAGACAGUUUUCCAAAUAGAGAGACGGGCACCUCAAUGAUUAAACACUGUGUGCUGACUUUUAAAUACUGUUAGUAGACUGCCUUAACUGCCAGCUUCAAUCUUUGAAGAGGGUUGCACUAAAGUAUCACAUUGCUUAGAGGAAUAAGAAAUUUAUGAAUUUUAGUAUUUGAAAAUUCCAUAGUGAAGAUGAGAAGUUUAAUUAUGGAAUUAAUUUAAUGGUUAUAAGAUUCUCUGCUCAUAUAGCUCGAGAACAUCUGUUUAAGAUGUCCUCCUUCAAUCUUUUUUUUUCCUUUAUUUCAUGCAAGGUAAAUGAAUUUCUAGUAGAUAGAAAUAAGUGUUCAAGUACCCUGUAAAUACUUUUAUAAAUUAACCAUGUGCCUUUGUUCCUACCAUCAACCCUUUGAUCUUUUUAAGUUUGGCUACUAAGAACUCUAGAUAAGCAUCUAGGUCUCAAUGAUAAUGUUUUAUGUUUCAAAGCAAUAAGCAGGAUCUGUGCUCCAACACAGUUACAUUAAAAAAAUUGUGAGGUAAUGUGAUAUUAAAUCUUUUCUAAAGAGACAGUUGGAUUGAAAACUUCAUAGUUACUACAUCCAGCUUCCUGUAUAAUUGCUAGGAUGCUUUAAAAUGCUCUUCAGCACUGAACUUAUUUCUGGUAUGUCUCAACUCAGCUGCAUAAAACCCCAUUUAAUUCCUAAGGCUGUUUUCCAUUUCCAGCUUUGUAUGUUUAAAACUGGUGUUUUUUCAUAAAAUGAGUGAAUUGGAGAUCUCUAAAUUUGGACCAAAUCCAAUAAUCCUGUGUAGUCUGUGGAAAUAUGGUAAUCAGAAAAUUUUCCAAGUGGAUCGCACAUAAGUCAUCUACAUAUUAAUUAUAUUUCUAGAAUAAUGAAAUUUUCUAGUCUGUUUUCACACUAACAUAUUUAUUGGUUUUCAUGCAGAGAAUAUAUAACUUAAAAAUGGUAAAAUUAUGUAAAACAAGUUAAAAUGUGAAAAUGUGUUUUUGCUGUUAAAUUUCAAAGCAGAGGAAAUAAUAAGGGCUGAAGUGACAAAGAAAUUGCAUAAAGUCUGUUCCUCCAGGUCUUUGGAAGAAGUUGCAGCGACUCAGUCUGAACUGCAGAUUUGUUUAGCUUUGUUAGCAAUUAACAUCUGUGAAAUAAAAAGGGAAUUUGAGAAUAA
Molecule: messenger RNA, 3155 nt
Organism: Taeniopygia guttata (zebra finch)
Lineage: Eukaryota; Metazoa; Chordata; Aves; Passeriformes; Estrildidae
Gene: RWDD1
Product: RWD domain containing 1
Molecular function (GO): protein binding
Source: RefSeq, a predicted model, not a curated record